GUUUGCCGUAUAAUAUCUAAUAUGAUAUCUAUUUAGAAGGAUUCAAAAUGGCGGAAAGGGUGCCUGUUAUUUAUGGUCUAGAAUUUCAAAGUCGUGCCUUGACGUCCCGCGUUGGAGAAACCGAGAGAAUACAGUUCCUGUGUGGUACGCAAACUAUUAGGAACGAGAAUCAAAUUCAUUUGGUAGAUUACGAUGAAGAGACGACAAUUCUAAACAAACUGGUCUACCCGUACUCCGAAGGGGAGAUAUGGAACAUUACAUGUAGUGCAGCUGAUAAGGACCUCGUUGCUGUGACAACAGGGAAGAUCGACAAAGAGGGGCAAUACGUGAGACGUGCUAAUCUAAUCCGAUUGGACGGAGGUACACCUGAUGAGACUGACGUGGGAACUGUGAGAUCACUAGGGGAACUCCCUUCAAUGGAUGGAGUCCAAUGUACAUCAUGGCACCCAGCUGGUGGAUCACACAAUCAGUUGGUGGUAGUGAAUGACAAAGCUAACGUUAGUCUUUGGUCCGUUGAUACCGAUACUCCGCAAGAGACCAGUAAAGUACAGCUGGACUCAAGAGGGCGGCUCAAUUACUCGUCAAUCUCGUGGAACUCUCAUCACAACUACAGCACAGUGCUGGUUACUGCUGACUCGGCACUUUAUUCUUGGGAUAUGAGAACUAAAAAAACUCAUCAGUUAUUGGAUCAUCACCACGGUCCCUGUAUAAGGGACAUUGACUCAAACCCAAACCGACCCUACUACUUCCUAUCCUGCGGCGAUGACUGCACCACUCAGUUCUGGGACUGGAGGAAACUUCAAGGACCUCUAGUCACGAGACGAGACCACUCCCAUUGGGUGUGGUCGGCACAGUACAACCUCUCGUAUGAUCAACUGGUACUCAGUGGGUCUAGUGAUAGUCAGGUUUUGUUGACUAGAGUGGCUAGUGUUGCAUCCGAACCAUUGAAGCAUCUUGAUGAUGAAGAUGAGCCAGCACUUCCUCCAACAGAUAAUGUGAUAUCAGUAUACGAGGAGCACGAGGACAGUGUGUAUAAUGUUAAAUGGAGUACCACUGAUGCUUGGGUAUUUGCAUCACUGAGCUAUGAUGGGAGACUAGUCAUCAAUCAUGUACCAACCAACGAGAAAUAUGCCAUAUUGACUGCUUGAGUGUAUAACAACAAUAUAAUAAUAAUAAUAAUAAUAAUGUGUAGAUUAAUAUAGUAAUGACGAUUUGAAUUUGAUAUUUAUGCUAUUAAUAAUGUAUUUUAACCCCACACUGGAACAUGAUUUA
This is a messenger RNA of Amphimedon queenslandica, 1272 nucleotides long. RefSeq names its product protein TSSC1-like. The transcript is spliced from 8 exons. Gene Ontology annotation, biological process: protein ubiquitination. The coding region runs from base 48 to 1148 and encodes 366 amino acids. The record is from RefSeq and is a predicted model, not a curated record. Gene Ontology annotation, molecular function: protein binding. Lineage: Eukaryota; Metazoa; Porifera; Demospongiae; Haplosclerida; Niphatidae.